This is a messenger RNA of Suillus bovinus, 1518 nucleotides long. RefSeq lists its product as uncharacterized. The record is from RefSeq and is a predicted model, not a curated record. NCBI's taxonomy places the organism in Eukaryota, Fungi, Basidiomycota, Agaricomycetes, Boletales, Suillaceae. The transcript has 6 exons. Bases 1 to 1518 code for a protein of 505 amino acids.
AUGGAUGUCAGCAUGAUCAAGGACGACUUUUCGGGAAUGGGAAAAACCAAGGACUGGGCUGAGAAACUUGCAGCAAGCAAGUUGCUCAGGCCUCCAAGCCUUCAAGCACAUUCUCGAAUGUCCUCAGCAACUACCUCAACAGCUGUUUCGGCAAUCUCCAGGGUGACCACUACCAGUGCUCAUCCUGUGCCUCCCCCUACUCCAUCAACCAAUGGGCAAGGCAAUCUUCAAGAGCCUACCACAGCCUUUUUGGAUAGCAAUGAUGGCUCACUUGAGCGUGAGGCGGCCUUCAAAGCUACCAAAAAACCUGGUGGCAGAAGCACAACUUCUGCAGAUAUAGUGGAAGUCUGGGAUAGUUCAUUAUCUCCACCUCCUUCCAGGCAGCCAUCAAGAGCUACUGCUAGACUUGACACCACCCUCAUUUCCAGUUUAUCAAUGGACAUCAAUUUUGGCGACAGCAGCCCCAGUGAGGACAUAAUCCCACCUUCUGCCCCUCCAGCAGCGAAAAAUAACAAGCGCCUCACAACUUUGACCAAUAUGACCAUCAGUAGUCAAGCCCCCCCUUCAAAACAAGCAAAGACAGACUCUCACUCCAAGGGUGUCUUGUCAUGCCGUGAUGGGAGUGGCACCAAUCACCGGUACCAGAAUGACAAUCUUCCCGAGGGAUGCCAAGACAGUAAUGCCUGGCAUCGUGUGUUCAUACCGAGUGUGGCACACUGGGCUGGUGGAGAUGUUGAACCAUGGGGUCCUGAUGAUAGUGAUUUGAGGGAGACUAUGCAAGAGAUGUGGGACCAUAUAUACCGGGGCUGGAUUCAGUAUGAGAUCUCCCGAUCUGGUGCUGUCAUGAAAGUUGCAAAACAACGCCUCGUGGAAUGGUGCAGAUGGUUCGGUGUUGCAGCUUGCUCCAUCCUCACUGCGUUUUUUGCACAGGGUGCUAAUUUUUUAGAUCCUGUCACUUACGUGGACUUCUUGAAAGCUAUGCUCAAACAAAACCGAUUCAUUUUCAGGGAUAAUUCAGGUCUCAUUCACAAGAAUUGGAUGGGCAUGUGGAGAUCUUCUUUCAUACUUCAAACAUUUGCGUCACAUCUCAAUUUCACCUUUGGCCGUGUCGAAAUCCCCGCCCUGAAUGCCAAGAAGUCUAGCACACGGGCCGUCUUUUCCCUCGCUGUCACAGCUGUUUACCGCACUCUUCAACUAGUCAUUGAUGGGAACAUGACUUUUGAAAUCAUUCAAGAAUCACGUGGCAAACGCAAAGGUGCGAAGACAGAUGACGGUGAUGUUUGGAUGCCCGUCAUUGCAAAGGGCAAGCAGUAUUCUUUUAGUAAACCCAUCUGGGGGGGCGUGACCCUCAAGUUUAUGGGUCCCAUUUCGGCACUUUCUGAUGACGACUUUGCGACCAUUGUGGAGGAAGCUCAACAGGAUGCCAAGAUUUCAAAAAAUGUUGGGAAGUCGAGGACUACUACCAGUGUUACACCUGACGAGGACAACAUAUUUGCUGACCUUUUUGCUUUCCGCUAA